This is a messenger RNA of Prorocentrum cordatum, 758 nucleotides long. NCBI's taxonomy places the organism in Eukaryota, Dinophyceae, Prorocentrales, Prorocentraceae. The record is from the annotation of a GenBank genome assembly.
GUCAAGGCUGCGAGAGGAGAGAUCCACGGUGGAUUUGUUCAAUGCCCGUCAGACGUUGGCCCUUCAUAGAAGUCGGGAUAGUGUUCUGCAAGCUCCUUCUGAUGGCUGUCGCGAUGUCCAUACUCUGCCGCUUCACCAAGUUUGGAGGCAUCUCCGAGGUCCACCCCGACAUCUGGAAGUGUCUGGCCCUGCUACAGACUACGUCCUUCCUCAGCGUGGUAUUGUCCGCCUUCUAUUUCGUGGUCGCGCACGACUACCUCGACUUCGGCACGAGGGUCUGGCACUCGGUGGCGUUGACCGUGAGCAUAUUCCCGCUGAUCUUCGCCGAGUUCGGGCGCAGGAGGUGCAACUGGCUCGUGCGCUUGGGCCUGGAGCAGCUGGAGCGUGAGAAGGUGUUGUCGCGGCUGCAGCGGUUCCCGAGCGUUCAGUUCAGGUCCCUCUCCUGUGGCACGGACGAUCUCCAGCAAGACAGCUGCGCCAUCUGCCUGUCGGACUUCGUGGAGGACGACGCGGUCUGCCAGUUGCCAUGCAGGCACGUCUUCCACACAUCGGAGUGCAUCCGGGGGUGGUACCUGAGCUGCUGCGGCCUCCUGGUGCAUCCAGCGGAGUGCAGCGCCCGCUGCGCUUGCCCUAUGCGGUGCUCUGGCCCCGAGGAGGCCAGGGCGCCGGAUCCGGCCACAAUUGGCCGAGCGGCCGCCGCGGGUGCGGAGGCGCCGGCGCUCGCGGCGGGCGGCGGCAGCGCGGAGGUGGCGGUCUGA